CCACGUGCACCUUAUCCCCCUCUUCUUCCUGGCCACUCCAUUCGAAUCCUCCGCGCUCAAGGAGCGUCUCUAAUGGCGCUCCCUCCUCCCUUGCUCCCGCGCUCGUCCUGUAUCUCCAGAAGCGUCACCCACGCCACCCCACACAAAUCAGUGAAAACCAUACCAGAUGCCCGCACCUCCUCCUCCGCCACGGCGGAGCACUCGCUGCUUCGCGCCCAUGCGCGCGCCGGUCGAAUGCAGCCCGCGCGACAGGUGUUCGAGGCAAUGCUGCCGCUGGACAGGUCCCUUGUCGCUUGGACCGCCAUAAUGUCCGGGUACGCCACUCAUGGUCCCGCGUCCGAGGCGCUUGUACUGCUCCUCCGCAUGAUGGAGUUGUCGCUGAGGCCUGACGGGUUCGUCUUCUCAGUCGUGCUACGCGCCUGUGCGGCAGUUGGGAGCCUCAGAUUUGGAAGGCAGAUCCACUGUGCCGCUGCCAAGAUGGGCUACGUAGGGUCUGACCUCUUUGUAGCGAACGGCCUCCUUACCAUGUAUGCCAGCUGCCAGUCACUGGGUUGCGCCGAGAAGGUGUUCGAUGGCAUUGCCGUGCCUGAUUUGGUUUCUUGGACCUCCAUGCUCAGCGGCUACACUGAGAAUGGCUGCCACACGGAGGCGCUAAUGUUGUUCUUGGAAAUGGCCCAUGCCAGUAUUGGAUGUGACGCGUUCAGUCUAUCGGUUGCACUCAGGGCAGCUUCUAGUUUGGCCAAUCGAAGUUUGGGACAUCAGCUGCAUUGCUGCAUCAUCAAGUCAGGGUUUUCAAAAAGUGGGUUCUUGGAGAAUUGUCUGAUCCAGUUCUAUGGGAGGUCAAUGGAACUGCAGCUGAUGCAGAAAGUGUUUGAUGGUAUGGAUAACAAGGAUUUGGUUUCUUCCAAUACCAUCAUCCAGUGCUAUGCGGAUAACAUGUGUGAUGAGCAGGCUUUGUCUCACUUCCGGGCAAUGAUGUUUGAAGGCACCGAAUGCGAUGAGUUUACGUUGGGCAGCAUUUUGCAUGUUGUUACAAGAAUAGGUGCUAUUCAUCAUGGCAUGGAAAUACAUGGCUACCUCAUCAGGGCUGGUCUGGACUCAGAUGAGCAUGUUAUGAGUGCCCUCAUGGAUAUGUAUGUCAACUCGGCCACUCUUCAUAAGAUACAAUGUAUGAUACCUUUGAGAAUGCUAAGAUACUAUUUGCUGGUUCAGGGAAAGCUGGAUCAGUUCAUUUUGGCCAGUAGUUUGAGGUUAUGUGCUUCUGAUCUUGAUUUAGCAGCAGGAAAGAUGUUACACGCCUACAUUUUGAAGUUUAACAUGAAUGCAGACCCCUUUGUCACUAGUUCACUGGUCGGCAUGUAUGCUAAAUGUGGUUCACUGGAGGAAUCACAUCUUCUCUUCUCAACAACCAGGAAUCCAGGUACAGCUGCAUGGUCUGCAGUAAUCUCAGGCAACUGUUUGAAUGGUCAGUUUGAAAGAGCAAUGCAUUUGUUUAGGAGGAUGCAGUUGGAGCAUGUGCAAGCUAACGAAUUCACUUAUACCUCUGUACUGACAGCAUGUGUUGCUUUGGGGGAUGUCUCAGGUGCCAUGGAGAUCCAUGGAAACUCCAUCAGAAAUGGUUAUGGAACCAAUGCUUCUGUUGUGCAAACUCUAAUAAGAUUUUACUUAAGACAAGGGCAGUUCCAACAUGCUCUUAAUUUGUGCUUAUCACUCUCAAACCAUGAGAUCUCUUGGGGUGCACUGGUUAAAGAAUUUGCUCAAGAUGAUGAUCAUAUUGGAGUACUUAAUCUUUUCCGUGUUAUCCAACGUUCUGGCGGGGUUCUUGACUACCCGACUGCAUUGGACAUCUUGAAUUCUUGUGGAAAACUAGAACUCCUUAGUGAAGGGCUUCAAGCACACGCCUAUCUUACAAAGCGUGGUCUUGCUUCUAAACCAUGCAUCAGUAAUCACCUUGUUGACAUGUACUCCAAUUGUGGUAGCCUCAAACAUGCAUUGGAUGCCUUCAGAUAUAUAUCUGACAAGAAUGCAUCUUCUUGGACCUCAGUAAUCAUAGCUCAUUUAGAAAAUGACAGCCCAGAGGCAGCCAUUGACCUGUUUGUGCAGAUGUUAAGAAGAGAGAAAAUACCAACUUCGCUUGCAUUCUUAUCUGUGCUGAAGGCCUGUGCAGAAAUUGGCCUUGUAACUGAAGCCUUCCAGUUCUUUGUGUCCAUGACUGAGGUUUAUAAAAUAAAACCUUCAAAAGGUCAUUACUCCCAUAUGAUUGAGGUUUUGGGUCAUGCUGGAAUGUUCAAGGAGGCAGAGCAUUUCAUUGAUAGCGUAGUCCCUUCAGACUCUAGUGCUUCAGCCUGGAGUUUACUUUGUUCUGCUGCCAAACGAAAUGGAAACACCAAAGUAGUGAAGCUUGCAAUGGACAAACUAGCAUGUCUUGUUCCGUACGAUUGUUGAGAAAAAGGUUCACUCGGAAAUGUCAUAUGCAUCACCGACUAGUUACUCUGGCAUCACCAAUACAAUGAGCGAGUAUACAUGUUGCCCUUCCUAGAAGCCUAAUAUAUUCAGAUGGGAAUAUGCUUUAACUUGUCAGCUUGUAGGUUGCUUAUAGUCGAUGGUGGACAUUACAAAUUAUAACUGUAAACUGAUUAUAUGUGAAUGUUUUGUAGUUUGCACGAUGUACAUAGCUUCUCUUUUAUAAUAAUAUCCAAUUCCAAGGCAA
Lolium perenne is the source of this 2710-nucleotide messenger RNA. Its product is annotated as pentatricopeptide repeat-containing protein At4g13650. The record is from RefSeq and is a predicted model, not a curated record. NCBI's taxonomy places the organism in Eukaryota, Viridiplantae, Streptophyta, Magnoliopsida, Poales, Poaceae. Gene Ontology annotation, biological process: RNA modification. Gene Ontology annotation, molecular function: RNA binding; protein binding.